AUGAACACGUCAGGAAUGGCUACAUGCAAGGCGGUAUACAAGUCCGGAAUGGCUACGAACGAGUCAAAAACGAUUGACAACGAGGCUAUGAACGGGUCAGAAACGACUGCGAACGAGGCUAUGGACUGCUUAAAAACGACUAUCAACAGGGUCAAUCGCGCCAACAAAGGGACCAAGAACGGUAGUGAACGGCAAUUGAACGUAUCAAUUGAAAAUCAGAAAAUAGUGCAACAUGUAUUAAGAGAAACACAAGACACUAUGAAUAGACAUUGUGCUUCCGCUACUGAAAUUAAUGAUGAAAAUAACUUUUCCUGGAAUGAAAAAGCUAUCCUUUUAAUGCUGGAAGAGUACAAAAAAAGGGCUGAACGCUUUAGAAAUCCUAAAAGCAAGAAAAAGCAACUUUGGCAAGAAAUAUCUGACGAGAUGACAAAAUAUGGAUAUAAAGUUGAUGCAGAUGUAAUAGAUAAAAAAUUUAGGAAUAUGAAGACAAGAUAUUUAAUUAUAAAAGAUAAUAAUGAUAAGAAGAAAACAACAGGAACUGGUAGAAUUUCCUGGGCUUAUUUUGAUAUUAUGUCUGAAAUUUUUUUCGAUGAUAGGACAGUAAACCCAAAUUUCGUAAUAGCAUCAACUGUACUUUCGAAUAAUAAUAACAAUAAUAAGAACGAAACUGAAGAAAUUACUACAUCUGAAAACAUUCCCGAGAAUGAAAGUAUUGAAGAAAACGACAAUAUGUCAUCUACUUCUACUAGUUCAAGUGUUAGGUCAAAUAUUUUUAAAAAGAGUAUACAAAAUAAAAAGAUAUAUGGAAAAAGAAAUAAGCCUAUAGAUAAUUACAGAAAAAAAUGUAUAGACAUCGAAGAAGAUCGAAUUAAAGAAUUAAGAAAGUUAAGAGAAACUGUAGAAAAUAAUAAUACAAUACAAAGAGAAAAACUGGAGAUGUUAAAGCAGUACUUAUUAAUUCAACAAGGAAAAUCAUAA
This is a messenger RNA of Camponotus floridanus (Florida carpenter ant), 978 nucleotides long. RefSeq lists its product as uncharacterized. Lineage: Eukaryota; Metazoa; Arthropoda; Insecta; Hymenoptera; Formicidae. The transcript has 3 exons. The coding region runs from base 1 to 978 and encodes 325 amino acids. The record is from RefSeq and is a predicted model, not a curated record.